AAACAUGAAAAAAAAGAAUGUCAGAAAUAUAAUGUCUUGGAAGCUGAAGCUGUUUUGAAUUCCUAUUUUUCAAUAUUUUAUUUAUGUAAUUUGUGCUAAUAUUGUGCUUGUGCUUUUUCUAUUUAAGAUGUCUUUCACAGAGUUGUUUGACGUAAAUCAAUGUAGUUUAUCCAUUUUGGCAUGUAUUUUUCUAACAUUUUCAUAUGUUGCUAGUUUAUAUGUGUGGAGGUCUACGUUGAGCAGAGAUCAUCCGUCUACUAUUAAGAGAAGGUUUUUCAGUGUGUCUGUUAUGAUGUUAUUGGCACCAUUUUUCGUACAAUGUUUUUUCACUGGGGAAACCUUGAGUAAAGGAAAUUUGUAUGAACAGUUGGGACUGCGUUGGUCUGGGGUUGUUCCAGCUAUUUUUGCGCCUCUGUUUUUGACUGCUAUUCUAUUUUUGGGACCAUUGACUAUGCAGUUUCUGUCUGGAAUAUGGAAACUGUACGCAGAACCCAUAUACUGGUUAUCCAGUUGGCAAGAUUUGGUGUGGGUGCGGAACCAUUUCAUGGCCCCGUUGAGUGAGGAGUGGGUGUUCAGAGCUUGUAUGAUACCUCUCCUGUUGCAAUGCUUAGAACCCAUGACUGCAGUAUUUGUAGGACCAUUACUUUUUGGUGUUGCUCAUUUCCAUCACAUGUUUGAACAGAUGAAAGCUGGGUUUGAAUUCAAAACAGCUUUAAUGAUAUCAACAUUCCAGUUUACAUACACUACUUUAUUUGGUGCUUAUUCAGCAUAUUUAUUUGUAAGGACAGGACACUUCGUCGCUCCGCUAGUUGCUCACAUGUUCUGCAAUCACAUGGGCUUCCCGAACUUCGCUGAAAUAACUGAGUUCGCGCCCCUCCAACGGGUAUUAAUUGUAUUUAACUUCUUACUAGGAUUCGGACUCUGGUGUCUUCUGCUCACUCCACUAACUAAUCCUGAUAUAUACGAUAACAGAUUACAUUGGGAAACCUGAAUCACUCGUUAAAAUACCAAUAGUAAACAGCUUGGAGAUCUGCUACAUAAAUAAAUACUAUAACACAUACAAAAUAAGGUCCACAAUGGCCCAAAUUUGUGUAUGUUGUGUGUAUUAGUGGCUGAUUCUAUAAUUAAACGCCUAAAAGACUUAACCCACAGUGUAAUUUAUGAGAGUUGGAUUUCGCUUUUCACAAAUUGCAUUUCAUUAUACAAGUUUUUUGUGUAGUUUGAGAGUUUGAGAGUAGUUUUGACAUUAAUUAAUGACCCAUCAUUAACAGUUCACGGCUAGUUUGUAGGUUCACUUUGACAGUAGUUACUUUAUUCCAUGUAGUCACUAAAUAUAUCUCAUUAAUUUAAUGAAUGAAUAAAUACUUUUAUGCUAUGACUGUACUUCUAAAGGUAAGUUACACCAAGUUGCUCAUAUAGAAAUGUGGAUUUCAUUCAUUUGCCCUAGUGGUGUAUUUAUCUGUAGAACAGUAUUACCAGUGUAAAAUAUUAUUGUUAUUAAAUAGUAACACUGCAGUAUUGCUCAUCACUGUAUACAUAAGUUUUCCUCAGAAUUCUAAUCAAAGGGUCUACUUUCUCUUAAAGUAAGACUGUUGCCAUUGUAGAAGUGAGAUGGCGCAAUAUAUAGCGUAUAGUGGUGUCUUUCUUCCACAGUACCAACAUUUUAAUUUUUUGAGGUCUGGGUAGACCCUCAGUAGACUUAUAAAAAAUAGUUAGAUAUCCUAAUUCUACUAAUCUUAUGACGGAGAUAAUAAUGAAUGAUAAUUAUAAUUGUAAUGCUUUACUGUUAUGCGUUUGUGUCUACACUUUCUUUGAAUUGUCAAAAGUUUAUGAUCAAAAGGUCUUUGUUCGUGUGUAUACCUUAUAUUUGUCGUGGUAAGCUUAAGUAUUAAAGCGAUAUUUCUUAUAAUCUGUAUUGAAGCCAAAUCACUAUUCAUUUUAAGCUGCUUAUUCCACUAAAAAGCGUCUAAAUCAUUUGAAAAAACCUUGUUAAUUUCAUAAUGUUUUACAGUAUUGCAACGUCUAACAAGUACAAGCACAAUAUUAAUUUAAAUUUAAAGCAGAUGUAGACACUACAUUAGUGUGAUUUAAUCUUUAAAGUGUUUUCGAAAUACUUAUUUGGUACUCCCAAUUGUCGCAGUCAACUUUCCAUCGGUUCGCGGCUGUAUUACAUAUUUUGCAGAAUCAUAGUAAACCGGGAUCAUAGUAUUGCAAUACUGGAAGAUAAAUUGGCAAUUUGAUAGAUGCAAAUUUGGUAAAGGGUUAAGAUCGGAACCUUAUAAAGUGUUCGCUGCCUGGCCGCAUUCAGCAGGCUGUAGGUAUCUAAUAGCUAGAUUUUUGAAAUUUAACAAAAUUAAAAAUCAAUUUUGAGCACCGAUUUGGACGGUCAUAAAUGUGAUGGUCUACUGAUUUUCUUGCUAUUUUGUUUUUCCUUAGCCUAUUUUGCCGAAACCCUCAGUUUCGCUAGUCCGACUCGCUCUUGACAUGUUAAACUGUCUUAAAAUUUUACUAUGACAGAUAUGUAAUAACGCCGCCGUUGGACUGUGUAGUGUCUUAUUUCUAUUGUAAUUAGUUAAAUAAUAUAUGGUAAUCUGAUGUGAUUUGAUCGAAAUUUUUAUGCAAUGUUUGUCUGUUUUAAGCGUUAAUUUUGAUAUUUUAAAUUGUUUCACCACUUCUGCCUGGUCUUACCACCACUAUUUUGUAGUUUCAAAAUUACAUUAAACUUGAAAUCUCUCGAAAUUUCUUUUAUCGCUUAAAAUAUUGCGGAAGUGGUGAAAUAAAAGUUUUCUUUUUUGUGCCAUAUGUUUCAUGUUACUGUAAAUACGUAAUAAAGAUAAUAAUUUAGACAGGGUUUGCACGCAUGGGUACAUUGCAACAUAUUGCCUCACUAGUCAAUUGAUGUAUUGUUUUUAUUUUUAAUACUAAUUAUAAUGAUUUGUGAUGUGAGUAUGUUUGUGAAACAACGAUAUUACUUGUCAUGGAAUAAAAUACAUGAUGAUUA
This is a messenger RNA of Trichoplusia ni (cabbage looper), 3001 nucleotides long. RefSeq names its product CAAX prenyl protease 2-like (gene Sras). Lineage: Eukaryota; Metazoa; Arthropoda; Insecta; Lepidoptera; Noctuidae. The coding region runs from base 128 to 991 and encodes 287 amino acids. Gene Ontology annotation, biological process: CAAX-box protein processing. The transcript has 6 exons. Gene Ontology annotation, cellular component: endoplasmic reticulum membrane. The record is from RefSeq and is a predicted model, not a curated record. Gene Ontology annotation, molecular function: metalloendopeptidase activity.